This is a messenger RNA of Camelina sativa (false flax), 1038 nucleotides long. NCBI's taxonomy places the organism in Eukaryota, Viridiplantae, Streptophyta, Magnoliopsida, Brassicales, Brassicaceae. The record is from RefSeq and is a predicted model, not a curated record.
AUGAGUACCGGAGAAACUUUUGAUUCCAUUCCGACUGAUCUCUUUAACGAGAUAUUCUCAAGGUUGCCUGCAAAGUCCAUAUCUAGGUUUCUCUGCGUGUCGAAACUAUGGGGGUCCAUGCUUAGGAGUCCAUCUUUCACCGAACUGUUCUUGACCAGAUCAUGGGCUCGUCCACGUCUCUUAUUCGCCAUCAAACAACCCAGUGAAUGGCGCUUCUUCUCGUCGCCUCAGAAUCCAUAUGAUGAUGACACUUCAUCUCUUGAAGUAGCCGCCACCGAUUGUCAUGUGGACUUCCCUGGGACUGGAAAAAUGAGUUGGAGGGAGAUCUCAUGUCCCUUAGAGUUAGAGCUUCUUCCUAUUAAUAAAGGGAUAUGCAUCAAUGGGGUUUUGUAUUACUUAGCUAAACGAUUGGAAGAAACAGAUUUUGUUGUAGUUUGCUUUGAUGUUAGGUCUGAGAAAUUCAAGUUUGUUGAUGCAAGCUGCUUUAAUCAUCAAGCUCGUGUUACAUUGGUAAACUAUAAGGGUAAAUUAGGUGGUAUUUAUUGGUUGUAUGAAGCCAACGGUGGAAUAACCAAUGUCCAAUUGUGUGUGUGGAUUCUAGAGGAUGUCAAAAAACAUGAAUGGUCGAAUCAUGUCUAUACUUUUGGUGAUGGUGAUCUCGGCGGUGCGAAAUUUGAUUGCGUCAUUGGAGUGACGAGUACAGGUGAAAUUGUUUCUUCGGAUGAUAGUGAACCAAUCAGAGUUUUAUACUUCAAUCCUGAAAGGAACACUGUUAAGAUUGUCCGAAUCCAAGGUAUCCGAAUCCAAGGUUUUGAGUAUGGUAGUCUUGUUCACGCUUUUGUAGACCAUGUGGAAGAUCUUAAUGCUAACAAUGCAGAGCCACUCAAGUCAAGGCUAAACAUCAUUGAGAAAAGGCCAUCAAAACCACAACAACAAGGUCGUCGUGCAUCAUCAGGAAAACAAUUAGGCAUAUGCAAACUUGCUCCAUCUACAAGUUUCAUGCAGAACUCGUACGAUUUAUUAGCUAACCUAGAGUGA